Manihot esculenta (cassava) is the source of this 1732-nucleotide messenger RNA. Its product is annotated as UPF0565 protein C2orf69 homolog. Bases 798 to 1598 code for a protein of 266 amino acids. The transcript is spliced from 3 exons. NCBI's taxonomy places the organism in Eukaryota, Viridiplantae, Streptophyta, Magnoliopsida, Malpighiales, Euphorbiaceae. Gene Ontology annotation, cellular component: mitochondrion. The record is from RefSeq and is a predicted model, not a curated record.
AGCGCCAGCAACUCUCUUGAUCUAGAAUCAACCACCAGUAGAAUGUGAUGCUCCUUCCUACCGAUUCGUUGCACUCGGUAAACAUCUGCUUCUCUACGCCACUUUUGUUGCCUGCUUAACCAAUCGCGCCUGGUUUCUGCUACAAGUCCCAAACUAUACCAAUCUUCAUUCUUUAAUCGUCUACUGAAAUCUUCAUUUGUAGUCUGCAACUCUCGACAAGUGAGGUGUUUGCUAAAAUUCCCAGCUGAGUCUCUUCGAUUGUGUUUGAUCUACUGUAAACAAAGCCAAGCGCAAAAUACUUAUGCGGUGAAUAAAGGCACGGAUAUUGUGAUGAUGGAGUGCUGGAGAGGUGUUCUGAAGGUUCCGGUGGAUCCAACCAGCAGAAGUUACUGCAGCGUUGGUGUGUCUCUCUGCCUUUCACCAAGUUCCAAAUCACUAGCUGUAAGUCCUUUUUGCUUCAAUUGUAAAUUGUAAUAAGGCAAUGCCUGUAUCCUCUGCAAUUACUGCUGGAAAUGCCUAUCACCAUGCAUUUCUCUCAUGGGACACACAGCUUCGUCUUUCUUCUAAAGCAAGAAAUUGCGUUACUUUUUUUCCCAAAUUGCGUGUCUAUCUUCCUUCUAUACUUGAAUCUAUACGUCCUUAAUCAACCCGAACAAUUUGGUUUUGGUUUGUAUUCUAAUUCCAGAAAAACUUUCUUUCAUCUCUUCAACAUCAUGACAUACAUGUGUGAAAGGUAGGUACCUUCUGCAAAUGCUAUCUUCUUUUCUGGAGAUAGAGUUGAAGGGACCAAGAAUCCGAUGAUUGAGAGGCUAUCUAAUCUGCAGAAAAUUGCUGAAAUUCUGGUAUCUAAAUUUGGUGGUCCCGUUAAUGCUUGGGUUAUUGAGGCUUCCAUUUUCAAUGGGCCUUUUGCCGUUUAUAGAGAUUUCAUUCCUUCAGUAAAUCGCUGGGGGGAACCAAAAUCUUACAGCCCAGCUGGAUUCCCUGCUUCUUGCUCAACCAUCUCUCUCUUAUCAAAUUGCCUAAAAGAGGCAAAGAAGACCAUCUCAACACAAGAAAAAAUGCCACUGACGACCAGUGGAUCAUCUUCAUCUUUUUAUGAGCCCAAAACAUACAUCCUUGGAUUUAGUAAGGGCGGCACUGUGCUUAACCAGCUAGUAGCUGAACUGAGCGUUUCAGAAGUAAAACCAGAUUUUAACGGACAACACAGGAGCAGGGAAUCUUCAGAAGAAGACUUCCAAAUCAUACCACGUAGUAAAGAAAGCCUUCUAAACAGCAUCACAGAGAUCCACUAUGUGGAUGUCGGUUUAAACUCUGCUGGGGCAUAUAUCACCGACUACAAUGUGAUUGAAAGAAUGUCCAAACGUUUCAUGCAAGGGGCUCCAGGAAUUCGUUUUGUGCUUCAUGGAACACCAAGGCAAUGGUGUGAUAGCAGGCGAGUAUGGAUACGCGAUGAAAAAGACAAAUUGGUUAAUCUACUUGAAUCUGAAGUUCAAAGGAGCGGGGGGAAAUUAAAAGUUUGUGAGAAAUUAUAUUUUGCUGAUAGAACUCCAGAUCUGCCGAUGCACUUUGAAAUUAUUGAAAGAAUGGAGGUUGGUUGAGUGUUGAUUUGCAAAUAGUUGGCACUCUUAAUGUUGUAAUUAGACAUGCCACUUGAUGAAAAGAUUAUGAGAUCCAAUUUGUUCUGUGCAAUGCUUGAAACUGAAGUGAUUUCUAUUUACUUUUUCAUGUGCUU